AUGCCCUCCCGCAAAUACAAAUCCAAAUCCAAGUCCACCCUCUCCGGCAACCGCUGGUCCAUGUACCCAGCCCUCCACGCCGACGUCCUCACCCAGCUCUCAUCCUCGACCUUCCCAAUCACCUCUCUAACCUUCCACCCCUUCGACGACUCCGAGACAUGCAUAGAAGAAUAUGACACGAACAUCAUGGGUCGAUUCAUCUGCCCGAACAACUCCUGCGGGUCAAGCGGCUGGACGAGCAAGAAGAUCGCCAUCACGAUCCGGCUGUACGAAGGGGAUGAGUACAACGCGCGGGUGUAUCAUCAGCGCUGCAAGGGAUGUAAUGCGCUUAGUCGGCCAUUCCUGGAUGAGAAGAGCUAUGCGGAGAGGAUUGCGUAUCGGAUGAAGAGGUGGUAUGAUGUGGAUGUGGAGAGGCCGGUGUAUAAUGGGAGUGGGAAUUCCAAGCCGCAUAAUAGGGAUUUGUGUGAGGGGUGUAAGGUGGGAAGGUGUUCGUUUGCACGGGAGCGUGAUGUCUUUUUUUUAAGGGGUGGGUUCUUGUGA
This is a messenger RNA of Aspergillus welwitschiae, 540 nucleotides long. Its product is annotated as 3CxxC-type zinc finger protein. Lineage: Eukaryota; Fungi; Ascomycota; Eurotiomycetes; Eurotiales; Aspergillaceae. The record is from RefSeq and is a predicted model, not a curated record. Bases 1 to 540 code for a protein of 179 amino acids. The transcript has a single exon.